CAAAUGGGAUUGUAGUAUUGAUUGGUAGGGCAUGGGGGACUAGGAGUAGGUUUGGAGGAAGGAGGUUGAGUAAAUGAAGAAAGAGGGUGAUAGAUAAAUGAGAUAAGCCAGCCAGCUAGGUACGUGGGGGCUGGCUCAAAUGGAGGGCAUACAUAUUUGCUGCUUUCAUAGAGUAGAUCGCCGGAUUUAACAUGACACGCAUUGUUACUCACGAUACGUGUCUGACUUCUCCGCCCAAAUUCAACCUCCACCUUCCCUUUUCUAUGGUGUCCUCUUCCUCCUCACUUUCCUCCCUUUCAUUUAUCCUAUUCUGUUCGAUCUCUCUCUAACACAACGACGACACUAACACGAACACCUCCCCCCAUUUCAAUUCUUCUUCUCAUGGCUCCUUCCAACCAACUUGAGGUUCCUCAAAAAUCAAGAGUCACCGUCGUUGGUAGUGGCAAUUGGGGUAGUGUUGCUGCCAAGCUCAUUGCUUUUAACACCCUCCACAUCAAUUCUUUCCACGAUGAAGUGAGGAUGUGGGUCUUUGAGGAGACAUUGCCAUCAGGUGAAAAACUCUCCGACGUCAUCAACAGAACCAAUGAGAAUGUUAAAUAUCUUCCUGGUAUAAAACUACCUAAAAAUGUUGUUGCUGACCCUGACAUCGAACAUGCAGUGAGGGAUGCUAACAUGUUAGUGUUUGUGACUCCUCAUCAAUUCAUGGAGGGCAUUUGCAAGAGGCUAGUUGGGAAAAUUAGGGAAGAUGCUGUGGCAAUUUCCCUAAUAAAAGGAAUGGAGGUCAAGAGAGAAGGACCAUGCAUGAUCUCCUCCCUCAUCUCUGAAAUUCUUGGAAUCAGUUGUUGUGUUCUAAUGGGAGCCAACAUUGCUAAUGAGAUUGCAGUUGAGAAGUUCAGCGAAGCAACAGUAGGAUAUAGGGAGAACAAAGAGAUAGCAGAGAAAUGGGUUCAACUAUUCAAUACUCCUUACUUUAUGGUCUCAGCCGUUCAAGACGUGGAAGGAGUCGAACUUUGCGGGACUCUUAAAAAUGUUGUGGCUCUAGCAGCAGGGUUUGUGGACGGCCUGGAAAUGGGAAAUAACACUAAGGCUGCAAUAAUGAGAAUUGGCUUGAGAGAGAUGAAGGCAUUAUCCAAGCUAUUGUUUCCUUCUGUUAAAGAUAAUACAUUCUUUGAGAGUUGUGGAGUAGCAGAUCUUAUAACUACUUGCUUGGGAGGAAGAAACAGGAGGUGUGCUGAUGCUUUUGCAAGGAAUGGAGGAAAAAGGUCUUUUGAUGAACUUGAAGCAGAGAUGUUGCAAGGCCAGAAACUGCAGGGCGUCUCUACAGCAAAGGAGGUUUAUGAGGUUCUAAGUCAUCGGGGAUGGUUGGAAUUGUUCCCCCUUUUCACGACAGUUCAUGAGAUCUGCAGUGGCCGUCUUGCUCCCUCAGCCAUAGUUGAAUAUACCGAGCACUCAGCCAGAUUGCCCUUGCUGGAAAGUCCUGUUCACUUGAACUGAUAUGCAAAGAGUUGGAAGUCAUCAAUAUAUAUAUCUAAGAUACUCCAGAUUUUGGUUCUUUUUCAGUCCCUGCUUCUUUUGUUUCCCCUUAUAAUUAAUAGAACAAUUUUGAGGGGCUGGUAUUCUCAUCAUAAGCCAUCAGCAAUUUGAUGCCAAGAAAUGGCAGCGCUUGAAUUGCCUUAUGUUCUCGAAUUGCUUAUCCAGGUUCGCUCUUGUUUAUGGAAAAUGAGGAGAUUGCAUUCA
Molecule: messenger RNA, 1737 nt
Organism: Capsicum annuum
Lineage: Eukaryota; Viridiplantae; Streptophyta; Magnoliopsida; Solanales; Solanaceae
Product: glycerol-3-phosphate dehydrogenase [NAD(+)]
Exons: 11
Coding region: 382-1494 (370 amino acids)
Biological process (GO): glycerol-3-phosphate catabolic process; carbohydrate metabolic process
Cellular component (GO): glycerol-3-phosphate dehydrogenase (FAD) complex; cytosol
Molecular function (GO): protein homodimerization activity; glycerol-3-phosphate dehydrogenase [NAD(P)+] activity; NAD binding
Source: RefSeq, a predicted model, not a curated record